Molecule: messenger RNA, 471 nt
Organism: Mizuhopecten yessoensis (Yesso scallop)
Lineage: Eukaryota; Metazoa; Mollusca; Bivalvia; Pectinida; Pectinidae
Product: NADH dehydrogenase [ubiquinone] 1 alpha subcomplex subunit 2-like
Exons: 3
Coding region: 22-312 (96 amino acids)
Source: RefSeq, a predicted model, not a curated record
AGGAUUCUUAAUAUUUACAAGAUGGCGUCUAAAGGGGCUUUUGCGUUCGGUCGACAGCUAAAAGAACUAAGAAUUCACUUAUGUCAAACUUCCCGGACCAGCCAAGGUGUAAGGGAUUUCAUUUCGAAUGGAUAUGUACCACUGAAGAUUGCAAAUCCUAAAUUUCCUAUUCUGAUUAGAGAAUGCAGUGGUGUACAACCUAGGCUGUAUGCUCGUUAUGAGCAGGGUGUAGAAGUGAGCAAAGCCUUGUCAGACCUCAACAGUACACAAGUGAUGGAAGCCAUAAAAACCUUAUCUCAAAAAACUGUAUGAAACUAAAUUCGGUGUACGAGGCCGACAAUGUGUGUACUGCCUGGAUGUACCCGGCUGUCACGUGUGCGGCCCGCAUCAGUUAUUGACUUCUAAAUUUAUUAUAUUUGACUUUUGACAUGUAUUGACGGUUUUCAUGUAAUAAAAAUCAUAAAGAAUGAC